Paralichthys olivaceus (Japanese flounder) is the source of this 2875-nucleotide messenger RNA. The record is from RefSeq and is a predicted model, not a curated record. NCBI's taxonomy places the organism in Eukaryota, Metazoa, Chordata, Actinopteri, Pleuronectiformes, Paralichthyidae.
AGCUGUAGUUGUGGGUCGGCGGUGGGAAGGGCAGAUCUCAGUGUGCAGCAGAUUGGUGUGAUCCACGUUGUUUGGUGGAUUAAGUAUUUACAGUUGUCUCCUGGUUGACAGUCUGCUACAGAGGUGGUGUGGAUGGGGGGGAACAGUCCGAGUCACCUCUCCCGAGAAGAGGGUGAGGCAGGCGGAGUAGCUUUUGUGAAGGGCAUCCGGCUGUCAGACCGAGUCAUCAACCGGAUGAAACAGCCUUCAGUGGUCAGCCCUCAGCUCCCACAGAAUGGAGUUCCUCCUCCACACUCACCUGAAUCUCCAGCGCCCACUCCACCCUCCGCCCCCUCUGUUGAUGACAUGCUGCCUCUCCUGACACCUCCUCCUGCUACAUUCAUCUCACCUCCACCACCAUCCACGCCUCCAUCAAUGGAACCUGCUUCUCCUCCUCCGCCUGUAAAACUAGUGCCUCCUCCUCCUGUAAAGUUUCACUCCCUUCCUACAACUUCUCUGGAAUCUGAAGCAACAGCUCCUGCUCCUCCUUCACCUGCAGAGACAAAAACUUCACCUCUACCUGACCUUGUUGUCUCAGCCCCACCUCCCCCUCUAUCCUCACUUUCUCCACAAGUCGCAGCAAAUCUGGAGCCUGCACCUCCUCCUGCAGCAGGGCCAGUCGAUCUACCUCCUCCUGAACCCCUCGUCAUAGCACCAGAAAGUCCCACUUCUAGACCACCUAUUGCAGAACAAGUCGUCGAACCUUUUGUCCUUCCUCCACCUGUGGAGUCACCCCCAUCAGCUGCAGCUCCACCUGAACCUUCAGCUCCAUCUCUUCUCUCUGAAACUGUGAAACUAGCUUAUCCACCUGCUGAACCUGCUGCUCCUGCUGCUCCUGCUGUAGAACCUCUUGAAACUGUUGUCUCUUCAACCCCACCUGUUGAAGCAGUUAAACCUCCACCCACUGUUGAACUUGCACCUGAACCAACAAUCCCAUCCUGUCCUGUUGAUCCAGCUCCAGCUGAAGGCUUGAUUUUACAUCUUCAGGUGAAGCCUGUAGUCCUGCCUCCUCCAGCUGAAGAACUGACUCCAGCUGUGGUUGAUGCUCCACCUCCAUGUGAACUGGUUUCAUCUCCUCCAGCUGUAGAAGUGACUCCAGCUGUGUCACCAGCUGUUGAUAUGCCUCCUCCACCUGAAGUAGUGACUCCAGUUGUUGCUCCAGCUGUUGAUUUGCCUCCUCCAGUUGUAGAAGUGACUCCAGUUGUGGCUCCAGCUGUUGAUAUGCCUCCUCCAGUUGUUGAAGUGACUCCAGUUGUGGCUCCAGCUGUUGAUUUACCACCUUCCUCUCCUCCAGCUGUGGAAGUGACUCCAGUUGUGGCUCCAGCUGUUGAUUUACCACCUCCCUCUCCUCCAGCUGUGGCUCCAGUUGCUGAUUCUCCACCUCCAUGUGCACUGGUUCCACCUCCUCCUGAGCCAGUAGCAGCCCCCCCUCCUGUUCCAGAGCUCACCUUUGAAGAGCCCUGCCCGCCUUGUCACUGUGUGGAGCUGGCCGUCAUACCCACUGAUGCCCCUGUGGUCAGUGAACCCCUCGUAGAGCCUGUAAUGCCACCUCUGUCUGAGCCACCUCCAUGUGAAACAGCUCCUGAAGAGUCCACCCCCAUCCUGUCUCUGCCCCCUGUUGUUGAGGAUGAAGUGACCUCAGUGCCUCCACCUGCCAAAGCGUUGCCUGUUUCUCCUGAAGUGGUGGAGGGAGAACUGAGGCAGAAGAUCAGAGAGGAGAUGCAGAGAAGUCUGGAGGACGAGAUCAACCAGAAGAGACAGGAGCUGCUGCUACAACUGGAGGAGAUGAGGGCUCAGGCUCAGGUCGAGGCCACGGCUUCAGCUCAGGCUCAGGUGGAGGAGCAGGUGAAGAAGACACUGGAGGCGGAGAAUUCGGCGCACAUGGAGAAGCUGACGGACGCCAUCAUGAAGGAGCGAAUGAGGACAGCGGACGAGAGGCUCAUGGUGCAGCUUUAUAGGAUGGAGCUGAAGGCUCAUCAGCUGGAGGAGAAGGAGAAACAGUUGAAGAAACGAGACACUCUCUACAAGGAACACAUCGCAAAACUUGAAACCAAGUGCACUGAGUUUUAUAAAGUGACAGCAGAGAGCUUCCAGAAGGGCAAAGAGGAGACACACCAGCGUUUUGCGCGCUUCGACGUGCAGCCGGUGUGUGGAGACCUGCAAAGUCAGAUUCUAAAAUGCUACAAGGACAACACAGGAAAAACUCUGUCUUGCUCGAGCAUAGCCUCAGCCUACAUGCAGUGUGUGGACAACGCCAAGAAAAAUAAGUUGAGCACUGGAGGUUAAAAUGAACCACGCGAUGAAGACGUCUGACAUAUUUACUGUUGCAGUGAACAAACGAUGAAGGACAAGGAAAUAGAAAAAGUGCCACAUACCCUCAAAGUGACUUGUCUGGUCUGGUACUGGUGUCACAAACACAGUUUCAUUUUACACUUCAUGUCUGUGACCUUGUUGGUUCUUGGGAUCAUCCUUAAACUUUUUGUGCCAAUACCACAACAUGACAGGAGGAUAUUUCUAAGUGCUUGUCUAUGUUAACAAGGCAGAAAAAUAACAAAGGAGCAUUAGGGUGAAGUUUGCUGCACAUGGUUUUCAUUUUGAGUGUGAACAAGAUAUUUGUAUGAGAAGCAGUGUAUACUGAAUAUGUAUGUGUGCCUUGAAGCUAAUAAUCAGACUGCAGAUGCAUGAGAGAACAGAGGAGCAGAGAUGUGAUAUAACAAAGACCUGUUGCUUGUUAAAGUUUAUGUACGUCGAUGAUUUCAGGGAAUCCCCUUCAACUUCUCACCCUCAAAGUCUGGUGAAUGCACAAAAUAAUAAAAAGGUUUUGUUUGAUCUAAAA